AUAUAGAGGAAAAACACACAAAUUCUCCUCUCUCUCUCGCUCUUAUCCAUUAAUUGAUUCCGCUAAUAACCGCCAAAUUUCGCAACAAUUGUACAGCCCUUGUUCUCGAAUCUCUAUUAGAUCUUCAUUCAGGCAUUCCUAAGAAGGAAGAACUAUACAGAUUUCUCUGGUUACUAUUUUUCUAACGCUUCAACAUCCCAAUUAUCGAUUUGGAAUGAAAGGUUUUCCGGAUUGGGGGUUCGAACACAUUUAUGCGGUGCUGAUUAGCCGUGUUGUUUUCAUCCUCCCGCACGGUUAUACUUAUCAGUGUGCCAUCCAUUUGUAGCGGAUUUAUUAUCCUGGCAUAAUGUCAGAACCGGAUGUGAUUAAACCUGAGAUGAUGAGGUCUUAUAUAUGGCUUCAAACUGCUGAUGGGUCGAUUCAACAAGUGGAACAGGAGGUUGCUAUAUUUUGUCCUUUGAUAUGUCAUGAGAUACAUGCAGGCAUGGGAUCUUCAAAAACCUAUCCAAUCUCUCUUCCAGCCCGAGUAAAUCCCGUCACAUUAAGUUUAAUCCUCGAUUAUUGCCGAUUUCAUCAGGUCCCAGGGCGCUCUAAUAAGGAGCGGAAGUCGUUUGAUGAGAAGUUUAUCCGUAUGGACACAAAUAGGCUCUGUGAGUUAACAUCUGCUGCUGACAGUCUGCAAUUAAAGCCAUUAGUUGAUCUUACCAGUCGGGCACUUGCAAGAAUGAUUGAAGGGAAAACUCCUGAAGAGAUCCGUGAAACUUUUCAUAUACCCGAUGAUCUAACAGAGGAAGAGAAAUUGGAGCCUUUGAAAAAUAUAACUGAUGAUCCACGGAUCCGACUAUUGAAUAGACUAUAUGCAAGAAAGAGGAAAGAACUAAAAGAAAAAGAGAAACUGAAGAAUGUUGAGGUUGAAGCAGAGCAUGUAGAUGAUCGUUCAGUCGAUGAACUCCUGUCAUUUAUCAAUGGAGAAAAUGGAGAUUCAAAGGAAGUAAAAACAGUAAAGAACAAAAAGAAAAAUCGCAGAAGAAAGGACCAACAGAAGAAUGCUCCUGUAUGCACAAUCUCAAACAGCUCUGCAGCUCCAAACAAUGCCAUCAAGGAAUCAAAUGGCAUUAGUUCAGUGGGUCAUGAUGACAGGGUCAAAGGUCAUUGUCUACCCAAUAUCAAUGAGCUUUUGAAGUUACAAGAUUCAGAAGAUGAUAGAUUCGGACUCGAGGAUGAAUUUGAUGAUUGUGAUAUAGGUGAUGGGAUAGAUCCUGAAAUAAAAGAGCAAAUUGACAGAGAAGUGGAGGACUUUGCUCGAAGGUUGAAUUCAGAUUGGCCGGAGAGAGUGCAAGAGCUUUUAUCGCUAGGCCAAGAACGGAGACCAAGUUUAUAUACUGUUAAUGGAAAUGGGUGCUCAGCAAGACGUUCAAGUUCAACAGGGGUGGAGAAGCAUGAGAAGUGAUCUCUAUAAUGACCAAAAAGACUUCUUGAUUUUUGACCUUCAGAAAAGAGAUUAGAAGAAAUGUAUGCAUUCUCUACUCAAAAACUGUAAACCACCUAAUUUGUGUUUUUUUUCUUCUAAAAAGUCAAAGUCAAACCCAAA
Cynara cardunculus var. scolymus (artichoke) is the source of this 1591-nucleotide messenger RNA. RefSeq names its product SKP1-like protein 21. Lineage: Eukaryota; Viridiplantae; Streptophyta; Magnoliopsida; Asterales; Asteraceae. Gene Ontology annotation, cellular component: nucleus; cytoplasm. The record is from RefSeq and is a predicted model, not a curated record. Gene Ontology annotation, molecular function: cullin family protein binding. Gene Ontology annotation, biological process: SCF-dependent proteasomal ubiquitin-dependent protein catabolic process. The coding region runs from base 347 to 1450 and encodes 367 amino acids. The transcript is spliced from 11 exons.